This is a messenger RNA of Paramecium pentaurelia, 1185 nucleotides long. Lineage: Eukaryota; Ciliophora; Oligohymenophorea; Peniculida; Parameciidae. The record is from the annotation of a GenBank genome assembly.
AUGUAAACUGAUUAUUUUUCUUAAAGAUCAGCUAAGCAUAAUAGUUAGAGUACUAAGAAUCUUGAUUAGUAAUAUAGAGUAACAAAAACAAAUGCAGCAGUUAUAUAUUCAGUUCCUUGUAUGAAUUGUGAGAAUUUGAUACCUAUAAAUGAGAUUGAUUAACAUACAAUGAAAUGUUUAAGUGUUUCAAAGAGUGUGACAGCAGUACUAAAAUCAAAUAGGAUUCUAGAUGAGAUAAAUUUCAAGAUUUCAAAGUUAAGAGAUUCUAUAUAGCAAUUAAAUUCAAAAGAAUAGAAAUAAGAAAAUAGUAAGUACUUAAUAAGAGCAGAUGAAAUGUGUGAAUAAAUAUAGACAAUUUAAAACACAAAUUAAAUUGAAUUGAGAAAAUUGUAAGAUUUAAAUUAAGAAUUACGAACAAUGACAGAAUCUUAUCGUGGUUCAUUAGCUAUAGCAUUAUAUUUAGAAAGAUUGCAUUCUUUAGGAUUGUAAAAAUAAACUUAAUUAGAAAAGGAGAUUCGUACUCCUAGAGUUGAUAUUAAUAAGUUCAAUAACAAUUAAAUGAAUAGUAAAUAAUAAAGCAAUAACAUAAAUAAUAAAUAAAUUAGUAAUAAUUAUAACAGUCAAUCAUAAUCAUCUACUUAUCUUUUUUAAUAGUCUUCAGAAUAAAGUAGAGGUUCUUAAUUACCUUCAGAAUAAAAUAGAAACUCAUAAUUACCACCACCAUCAUCAUAAUUUUAAAAUUCUCCAUAUGGAAGACCUACAAUAAUAACUAAAUUUUCUGGUAGUUAAGAUAGAAAUUAAUUGUAUGAUAUGAAAAGUGAGAUAUUAACUAAGAUAUCAACAUCAUAAUUAGAUGAAAGUGAGGCAAAUUAAAAUGAUAAUGAUUUUAAUAACUCAAAUCAAUAUAAUUAGCAAUAAAGAAUAUUCUAUUCUAAAUGUUUAGCAUAAAAAACUAAAUUACCUAAUACUCAUCCAUCUUAAAAAAUACCUUUAUGUAUUUUACAUAAGGAAAUGAUAUAAAGAAAGAUUCCAAAUUCAUUAUGGGAUAAAUUCAUCAUAGAUGCUUUAAAUAAUCCACAUCAAUAUUUGGAUAUGAACAAAGUAUAGAAUACUUAAGGUUUAAAGAAUUAAUUAAGAUCUAUGACUCAAGAACACUAAUUUAAGUAAAGAAUACAUAACAUUUGA